Messenger RNA from Acanthosepion pharaonis, 1470 nucleotides. NCBI's taxonomy places the organism in Eukaryota, Metazoa, Mollusca, Cephalopoda, Sepiida, Sepiidae. The record is from the annotation of a GenBank genome assembly.
AUGUCUGUUUAUUUCUAUCUAUCUAUCUAUCUAUCUAUCUAUCUAUCUAUCUAUCUAUCUAACUCAAUGUCCAUUGAUAUCAAUCUAUCUAUCUAUCUAUCUAUCUAUCUAUGCUUAGAAUGCAUAUAUGACUUAUAUAUUCAUCUUUAUGAUAACGUCUAUUCAUAUCCAUCUCUUCAUAAUCUCUCUAACUCUAUCUAUCUAUCUAUCUAUCUAUCUAUCUAUCUAUCUAUCUAUCUAUCUAUCUAUCUAUUCAUAAUCUCCCUCGUUUCAUCGAUCUAUCUAUCUAUCUAUCUAUUCAUAAUCUCGUUUCAUCUAUCUAUCUUCAAUUCAAGAGACAGCACACCUAGAGACAAACGAGCAAGAAAUUGCACUGGAUCUAUCUAUCUAUCUAUCUAUCUAUCUAUCUAUCUAUCUAUCUAUCUAUCUAUCUAUCUCAGUCUUCUGUUCAUAUCUAUUUAUCUAUCUAUCUGUCUGUCUGUCUGUCUGUCUAUCUAUCUAUCUAUCUAUUUAUCUAUCUAUCUCAGUCUGUUCUUAUCUAAUUAUAUAUCAGUCUGUUCAUAUCUAUCUAUCUAUCUAUCUAUCUAUCUAUCUAUCUAUUCGGACCUCUAUAUUUCUAUCUAUCUCAGUCUGUUCUUAUCUAAUUAUAUAUCAGUCUGUUCAUAUCUAUCUAUCUAUCUAUCUAUCUAUAUAUCUAUUCGGACCUCUAUAUUUCUAUCUAUCUAUCUCAGUCUGAUCUUAACUAAUUAUGUAUCAGUCUGUUCAUAUCUAUUUAUCUAUCUAUCUGUCUGUCUAUCUAUCUAUCUAUCUAUCUCAGUCUGUUCUUAUCUAAUUAUAUAUCAGUCUGUUCAUAUCUAUCUAUCUAUCUAUCUAUCUAUCUAUCUAUCUAUCUAUCUAUCUCAGAUAGUCAUUUUAUAUCUAUCAUGGAUUCUUUCUUUAUUUCUUUCUUUUUCUUUCUUUUUUCUUUCUUUCUUUCUUUUUCUUUCAUUUUUCUUUCAUUUUCCUUUCUUUUCUUUUAUUCUUUCUUUUUGCUUUCUUUCUUCAUUUUUUCUUUCUUUUUACUUUCGUUUGUUUGUUGUUGAUUCUUCUGUCCGUUUUAUAUCUAUCGAUUAUAGUCGCUUCAUAUCUAUCUAUCUAUCUAUCUAUCUAUCUAUCUAUCACUUUCACUCGCUUCAUAACUAUCUCUUUAUCAAUCAAUCAAACUAUCUAUCUAUCUAUCUAUCUUUUCAUAUGUAUCUAUCUAUCUAUCUAUCUAUCUCAAUCUUUUCAUAUCUAUCUAUCUAUCUAUCUUCUUUCACUCGCUUCGUAACUAUCUGUUUCUGUAUCUAUUUAUCAAUUAAUCAAUCAAUCUAUCUAUCUAUCUAUCUAUCUAUCUAUCUAUCUAUCUAUCUAUCUAUCUAUCUAUCUAUCUCUUUUCCUUCUUUUCAUAUCUAUCUUUUUCAGUCUGUUCGUAUCUAUCUAUCUAUCUAG